Bubalus bubalis (water buffalo) is the source of this 477-nucleotide messenger RNA. RefSeq names its product ATP-binding cassette sub-family C member 4-like. The transcript is spliced from 5 exons. The record is from RefSeq and is a predicted model, not a curated record. Gene Ontology annotation, molecular function: ATP hydrolysis activity; ATPase-coupled transmembrane transporter activity; ATP binding. Gene Ontology annotation, biological process: transmembrane transport. Gene Ontology annotation, cellular component: plasma membrane. Bases 1 to 477 code for a protein of 158 amino acids. Lineage: Eukaryota; Metazoa; Chordata; Mammalia; Artiodactyla; Bovidae.
AUGGUCACCGACUUCUGUGAAUCAGAGACCCCAACCCUCCAAGGCCUUUCCUUUACUGUCAGACCCGGUGAACUGUUAGCUGUGGUCGGACCUGUGGGCGCAGGAACGUCCUCACUGUUAAGAGCUGUGCUGGGGGAGCUGCCCCCAAUCCAGGGGAAGGUCAGCGUGCUUGGGAGGAUCGCAUAUGUUUCUCAGCAGCCCUGGGUGUUUCCAGGAACUGUGAAGAGUAACAUUUUAUUUGGGAAGAAAUAUGAAGAAGAACAAUAUGAAGUAAUAAAGGCCUGUGCUUUGGAAGAGGAUUUUCAGAAUUUGAAGGAAAGAGAUCUAACUGUGACAGGAGAUGGAGGAACCCCACUGAGUGAAGGACAGAAAGCCCGGGUCAGCCUCGCCAGAGCCGUGUAUCAGGACGCAGACAUCUACCUCCUGGACAAUCCGCUCAGCUCAGUGGACACAGAAAUCAGCAGGCACUUGUUCUAA